ACUUCCGUACCAACAAACCAACUAACAUCUACGAAUCGAAAAAUCUCAAUAAAUUUCUUGCGAUUCGGCAUCGGUUAUCCGGCACCGGGCAUGUGUUCUGAACUAUUUUACGCGAUUAUUAAUGAUUCAUGAUUUUUCUUUAACAUUUUCCUAGUUUGGAUAUCGAACCGUCGACAUGGCCGAGUACCUGGCAUCUAUAUUUGGUACCGAGAAGGAUAAGGUCAACUGUUCAUUUUAUUUUAAAAUCGGCGCCUGCCGUCAUGGUGAUCGCUGUUCAAGAAUACAUAAUAAGCCUACUUUCAGUCAGACUGUACUAUUGCAAAAUCUUUAUGUAAACCCACAAAAUUCUGCAAAGUCUGCCGAUGGAUCACACUUGGUUUCAAAUGUAACUGAUGAAGAAAUGCAAGAACAUUAUGAUAAUUUCUUUGAAGAUGUUUUCGUAGAAUGUGAAGACAAGUAUGGUGAAAUUGAAGAAAUGAAUGUUUGUGACAACUUAGGAGAUCAUCUUGUUGGCAAUGUUUAUAUCAAGUUUCGUCGAGAAGAACAUGCAGAAGCAGCUGUUAACGAUUUAAAUAACCGAUGGUUUGGUGGACGUCCAGUUUAUGCUGAAUUGAGCCCUGUAACAGAUUUCCGAGAGGCCUGUUGCCGUCAGUAUGAAAUGGGAGAGUGUACUCGUAGUGGGUUUUGCAAUUUCAUGCACUUGAAGCCAAUAUCACGAGAAUUACGUAAAUAUCUUUAUAGUCGUCGAUCACGCAGACAUCGUUCACGUAGUCGUUCACGUGAUCAUGUUGGAACACGUAGAACCAGAUCACCUUCUCCUAGACAUGGCCAUCAUCGUGGUGGGGGUGGUGGUGGCGGCGGCGGCGGUGGUGGCGGUGGCGGCGGUGGAGGAGGCGGUGGUGGAGGAGGAGGAGGACGUAGAGAUCGUAAUAGAUAUUAAUUAUAAUUAUGUUUUUAUUGUAGCGAAUAAUUUUUUUCUCGACGUUAAAUGGUUUACCAUUUAACAACUUUAUAUUUUCAUGUAAUUUGUGUUUUAAUUUUAUAGAUAAGUUAAACUAUAAAAAAAUAAGAACUUAAUAACCAAAAUAGUUUGUUUAUUUCAACCUAUUAAUUAUAAUAUCGAUUAAUAGCGCGUUUAUUUAUCUUCCAGUUUUUAUGUGUUACACAAAUAUACAUUUAACAUUAAUUAUUCUGAUUAGUCACAAACGUCUAGUUGUUAAUUAUUUUUUUUUCAGAAAAAUAAUUUAAUGAAAUGCCAUUUGAAUUGUAAACUGUUAAUACUGACAAUAAGGAAAAAACUAUAUUAUAACUACAUUUUUUAAUUGUAUUUAUAUACAUGCUAAGUUAUUAUAUAAUAUCUGCGUUUUAAUAAAAAUGC
Messenger RNA from Metopolophium dirhodum (rose-grain aphid), 1378 nucleotides. It is a transcript of the gene U2af38, whose product is annotated as splicing factor U2af 38 kDa subunit. The record is from RefSeq and is a predicted model, not a curated record. The transcript has 7 exons. Gene Ontology annotation, biological process: mRNA splicing, via spliceosome. Gene Ontology annotation, molecular function: pre-mRNA 3'-splice site binding; metal ion binding. Gene Ontology annotation, cellular component: U2AF complex; spliceosomal complex. Lineage: Eukaryota; Metazoa; Arthropoda; Insecta; Hemiptera; Aphididae. Bases 176 to 940 code for a protein of 254 amino acids.